Coccomyxa subellipsoidea C-169 is the source of this 2235-nucleotide messenger RNA. RefSeq lists its product as hypothetical. NCBI's taxonomy places the organism in Eukaryota, Viridiplantae, Chlorophyta, Trebouxiophyceae, Coccomyxaceae. The coding region runs from base 1 to 1803 and encodes 600 amino acids. Gene Ontology annotation, molecular function: protein binding. The record is from RefSeq and is a predicted model, not a curated record. The transcript has 9 exons.
AUGCAGAGAGUGGGAGAUUGCUGCUAUGUGGUGGGCGGACGCGGCACGACUCACAAGCCUGUGUCAGAGGAGCACUUCGUGGCUUGCUACAACACGAAGCAGUCGCAAUGGCUGCCCAUCCGAGAAAUAAAGGGGCAGCCACCGCCUGCAGUGUCGAGCAUCAGAGGGGCAGCCCUGGAGGACCGGAUCAUUCUGUUUGGCGGUGCUGAUCUGAAGAAGGAACGCUUCAAUCGGCUGUGGACGCUCCAUAUCUCGCGCAGGACUCAGUUGAGGUGGUCAUGCACAGAUGAUCCUCCCUCAGACACAGAUCGGCCCUGUGAGCGAGCAGCCCACUCCGUGUCGCUGGUGGGAGAUCAUCUUUACGUCAUCUCGGGGUAUGGGUCUGUAAGGCAUUAUGCAUCAGAUGCCUGGCGCCUGAGUCUGAAGGCUCCCAGGGUUGCCGCCAUUGAUUGCCAACAGGGGGGCGCAGAAGCAGCGGAGGGCUCGCAGUGGAUGAAGGCAAAGCGCAGACGCACAGACCCGACGAAGGGCGCUGCCAACGGGCACGCAGCCUUUGUAGAAAGCGCUGUUGAUAUUUCAGCGGCAGUCCCAAAGGUGCCUGCAGUCCAGAUCAAGCCGGCACCUGUGGCAUGCCAGGCCCAGGGCGCCUGUCGAGCAGCAGCAGUCUCUGCGCUCCCGGUGUGUGGAUCUUCGCUGGAAGAGGAGCGCUUGAGGCAUGAGAAUGAGGAGCUGCGGAGAGCGCUGGACCACGAGCGCAACCUGCUGAAGGGCAUGGUCGAUAACACCGAGCUCAUGAAACAGAGGAUGGCGGCAGAGGCAGCGCAGCGGCGGCUGCAGUCUGAGCUGCAGGAGCUCCGGCAGGCGACAGACCUUGAGAUGCAUGCCUUGCGAAGGCAGCACCAGAUAGCGGAGGACAGGCUGCAGAGGGAGGUGCUGGCCAGGCAGGCCGCUGAGCAGGAGCUUGUGCACUCCAAGAGAGCUCAGGAGAGUGCAGACGAGGCUGCACAGAAAGCGCGCCUUUACUCCUCAGAGUUGGCACAGAAGGCGGAGGAAGCUCGGAACGAGAGCCUCCUGCACAUGCAGAGCAAGGAAGCUGCUGACCAGGAGCUGCAACGCUUUCAGAAGGAGAUAGCAGUGAUGCAGAGAACCUGCGAGCACCUGCAGAAGGAGUUGCAUGGGUCAGAGAUGAAGCGCAAGGAGGCGGAGAGUAUGGCGGAAAAGUUGCAGUCACAGCUGUUCCAGGCGCGAGACAGCGCUGACAAGGAGCGGACAGAGCUGGUGGAGCGGGCUGCAAAGGCAGAGGCUGCCCUCACUGAUGCCAGGGCAGAGCUGGAACACCUGAAACAGAAUCUGAAGUCUCUCCAGACCCAGCUGGCUGAGCGACAGGCUGAGCUGCAUCAAAGCAAGGAGCAUCUGGAUGCAGCUGGCAAGGAGAAUGGCACCUUGAAGAGCUGCGCUGACACAGAAGUGUCGGAAGUCAGGAGCAGCAAUGUGGUUCCCAUGAUUGCAAAGCUCAAGAAGGAAAAGAUCAUGCCGAUCAAGAAAGAUGCCCUUGAGGUCGUGAGCAACCUCCUGUCUGGGGCAAGAGUAUCAGUCUGCCAAGGGAAGGCGUGCUCUAAGAGGGGAAGUGCCCAGCUGAUGGAGGAGUUGAGCAUGCAUGCGGAGGAGGGGGUUGAGGUGAUGCCAUGCAAGUGCCUGGACAAGUGCAAAGCAGGCCCCAAUCUGGAGGUCACUGUUGGCGCAGAGAAGCGCAUCGUGGCGGUCAAUGCCCCUGCGCAGAAGGUUCUGGUCUCAAUGCCAUGAGGUUCUGGAAGUGUGAUAUUCUUUGUGGACUUCGUAACAUGAUGCUGGCUUUUGCACCUUUGGUGUAUGGCAGGUACCUGAUUUCCUGUGCGAGGGCCAAGCAGAGACUGCCGAAGCCUGUGGUGUAUGAUACAUGUCAGCCUGUAUUUGGAGGCAGCCUUUGCGCUUGAAGGAUGCACUCAGGUGUGAGGAUGUUGAGAUGAAGAAAUUCCUUUUCAAAGCCUUUCAAGGUAGAGAGUUUUGGUGACUCGUUCAUACGCAUGUGAUAAGGGAAUUAUGGGGUGUGCUGGAUUAUCAGAUGGAUGUCCUUGCUGUCGGACUGCACAGGAGUUUGUAUGUGUUAUGUUGCAUGACUUCCGCUGACUUCAGAUAUAGAUUGUGGCAAACAACCUUGAAAGGACAUCCAGCAUUUGGUGUAACGUGAUGGGGGAU